AUGCCCCUACUAGCCGCUGCCCGCAACUGCACCUAUCCAUUCGCAACGAACGAAGACGUUGGAUGGCAGCCGGGCGCCUGCUACCGCGGUACAUUCAACAUCAUCAGCACUUGCAUUACUACAAUUGUAGCUUGCACAUGGAGCAUUCAGCACCUGAACGUGCCAGCGAGGCUGGACAGCACCUUUGCCCAGACGAUUCGUAAAGUCAAGUGGAUGGUUGUCACUGUUCUAUUCCCAGAAUUGGUUCUCAUUCACGCCGUCUUUCAAUUCUACAUGGCCUUGACUGCCCUUGCCAUGAUGAAGGAGAAAGGGAAGGCCGUUGAGUGGCCGUGGUGGUUUCGCAGGCCUCCUUUCUCAUGGUUGCCAUACAAUCGCCAGCACUUGUCAUGCAAUGACAUGGAGAAGCAAGCUGAGGUGCACAGUUCAAAAAAGUGGACUUUAACGCAUUGCUAUUUCGCCAAUAUGGGGGGCUUCAUCCUCAAGAGACCGAGGCACGUCAGUGGAGGAAAGAUUGGUGGAGAAGCAAUGAGUUACCCCGUCACUGCGAAUCAGCUGGCGGGGAGCUCUUACACAUAUGCACCCAUCUUGACGGAGGAAAUCGAGGACAAGAGCAAACAGAACUGGCUAGCAAAAUCGCUCGCCGCCCUUCAAAUCUUGCAACUGAUUUUGUCGGUCAUCGCGAGGCAUAUUCUGGGUGCCGCGUUCUCACAGCUCGAGACUGUGACGUUGAGUUUUGCAUCUUGUGGUAUCCUGAUAUACAGCAUCAACUGCUACAAGCCUCAGAACAUUGACUGA
Akanthomyces muscarius is the source of this 795-nucleotide messenger RNA. RefSeq lists its product as uncharacterized. The transcript has a single exon. NCBI's taxonomy places the organism in Eukaryota, Fungi, Ascomycota, Sordariomycetes, Hypocreales, Cordycipitaceae. Bases 1 to 795 code for a protein of 264 amino acids. The record is from RefSeq and is a predicted model, not a curated record.